Messenger RNA from Aspergillus alliaceus, 2248 nucleotides. Its product is annotated as F-box domain protein. The transcript is spliced from 2 exons. The record is from RefSeq and is a predicted model, not a curated record. NCBI's taxonomy places the organism in Eukaryota, Fungi, Ascomycota, Eurotiomycetes, Eurotiales, Aspergillaceae. Gene Ontology annotation, molecular function: protein binding. The coding region runs from base 405 to 2051 and encodes 548 amino acids.
CAUGAUUGACCCUCCGCUGCAGGGAUUUACUUCCACGCCCCUCCUCCAGGAGGAUAGAAGGGACAAAUCGAAAAGAAGAGAGGUCAGAGGAAACAGCCGCCAGAUUUCUAAAUUGGGGAAUUCGUCGGGCGCAUGCAUACAAAUAAAGUAUGUAUUGGCAUUUUAGUUCAGUGUUGGCGCUGUGCUUUGAUUUCGCUCUUUUCAUUUAAUAUUUGGUGGAGGUUCUCCCCGUCCCCACUUGGAUCUCUUUUCCUCCUUCCAAUCUCUCAUCUUCCUCUUUCGCUUAGCCUCAUUCUCGCCAUCUUAAUAUUUCUCUAACUGCUAACCUCCCUUUCCCUCUGAUUUUUUAAUUCAAGCCUUUAGUGUUUCAUCCGAUGUCUUUUCCCUUCGCCUAAGCAACCACCAUGGGUUUUCUGAGCCGCCUUCGCAAGCGUUCGAAAAGUUCCGGCCGUGCGGGGAAUGCGGUCAGUUAUGAGCAUCUCCGCACCAACCGCGACGUUGUUGUUCCUCCAGUGCCGGUCAUGGGCCAAGAUUAUACCAAGAGGCUUCCGCGACGUGUUCUAAUCCGCAUUUUCUCUUUCGUUUGCCCGCACGCCGAGGACAACAGCUAUGAUACAUCGGAGGAAUCCAUGACGGAGGAUGGCUGUAUGCUUUGUGACAUGCGCGAUCUCGCGCACUGCGCUGCGGUGUGCAAGCGGUGGUCCCUGGAUGCGGACGCUCUACUCUACUCCAAUGUCCGUAUCGAUGCCGUUCACUACUGCGAACUCGAGGUGAAGCUGUCAGCAAAGCGGAAGCGCCGCUCCUUCUUCGACAAAAAUGGCGAUCCCGAAGACGCCCCUCAAGCUCGCCUCACACUCUUCAUGCGGACCGUUCGGCAAUCGCAGGGCUUGGGGAACAUGGUGCGCUCCUUGCGUAUGCCUUAUAUGACCCGCGAGGCGAGCAAAGCGGAAAUUGCGCGAACGAUUUCCGUGUUGCCCAAUCUCCGCUAUGUCGAUUUACCAGUUGGCUUAUUUAGUGAUGACCCCUCGUGUCUCGCGCUAAAACAGGAGAUCAUGGCCCGUUGUCCGGAUCUUCGUCGGAUGAGCUAUCGUCAUGGGUCAGAGGGUACCUUCUCGCAGUUGCCCGGCUCACACCUCUGGGGAAAUCUGGAAAUACUAGAAUUGUCAGGGCUCCAAGUCGAGUCUCAUAUCCUCCGAUUCGGGCUGGGCGCCUUUCCUAACCUUCGUGACCUGACGUUGGAGGAUCUUCCCUGGCUCGAUGAUUCCGCAUUCAUACAAUCUGAAACCCUCCCCCCGUUCCCUGCAGUUGAGCGGCUUACCCUUCGAGAUACCCCGAAUGUCACGGCAAGCGGGCUUGCCGCCUUUUUCUCCCUACCUGAAAACCGAACGUCGUUGCAAUCAUUGACCUUGUCUGCCACCCGAGUUCUUCCAUCCACUCUACAUCAGAUCCUCUCUGCUGCACCAGAACUCCGUGCGCUAUCUGUGAUUCAGGAAGUGUCGCGGUCAUUUCCUCCAGAGAAAGUGCCACCGUUAGCUUCUAGGUCACUGGAACUGUUGCACUAUGAGAUAUCCUCCCCACCAGGCUCUCACGGUAUGCCGCCGGUAGCAGGCUCGUACUACUCUUACUUAGUUUCAUCGUUGACGUCGAACUCCCUUCCCGCUCUUCGCGACCUUUACGUUCGUGAUGGGGGAUUCCCUGAGGCACUGCUGCUUGCCCCUCCACCCCGUCUGUUCGGUGGAGGAGAGAGUGGCCCUCAAUUUGCCGGGGGCAUCCUGUCACAGCCGCUGAACGUGUAUAGUAAGGGCUUGGACGAACUGGAAUGGAACUUUACUCCUUAUGAGCCACCGUCAACAAGAGGCCGACGAGAUAGUACCACUCGACCGGUCAGUUUCCACGACGCUCAAUUGAGUCGUUCUUGGGGUGGCGAUUCGAGGAAGAGUGUAUUGGUUGGCAAUGGCUUUGGCGGGUUCCUGGCUGUUCCAGUGGAUGAUGGGCGCCCGAAGAGCAGUGGCGGAUGGAAACGCGAGAGCAGAGGUGAUCUAUGGCGGUAACAGAAUUAGAAGUGAUCUUUAUUGCUACUGUGUUGACAGUGAGACUAUGUGAUGGUGUUAUAAUGAGAAUAUACCCUUGAUUCAGGUAUUCGGCGUGAUAGCAUUUUCUCACGUUUUCUUUGUACUAAUUUCUCUACAAAUUUGAGAUGAGCGUUCUUGCCCUAGUAUAAGAUAUUAUUGUUUCUGCCCACUAAAUU